GCCUCAGAAACAGGAGAGAGCUCGCUGCCGCCCUGCCCUGCUCUGCUCUAGCACCGGCCUGAGCUCGCGCGUGGUCUUGCUACUACGUUUGGUCGGCAUGGGGCGGUCGCCGUGCUGCGAGAAGGAGCACACCAACAAGGGGGCCUGGACCAAGGAGGAGGACCAGCGGCUGAUCGCCUACAUCAGGGCCAACGGCGAGGGCUGCUGGCGCUCGCUGCCCAAGGCGGCCGGCCUGCUCCGCUGCGGCAAGAGCUGCCGCCUGCGCUGGAUGAACUACCUCCGCCCCGACCUCAAGCGCGGCAACUUCACCGACGACGAGGACGAGCUCAUCAUCCGCCUCCACAGCCUCCUCGGCAACAAGUGGUCUCUGAUCGCCGGGCAGCUGCCGGGCAGGACGGACAACGAGAUCAAGAACUACUGGAACACGCACAUCAAGCGCAAGCUCCUGUCCCGCGGCAUGGACCCCCACACGCACCGCCCGCUCACGGCCGUCGACGGCGGCGCGGCAUCCCGCCCUGCACACAUAGCAGUGCCGGCGAGGGCAGCGCCGCCACCCACGAUGUUCGCCCUGCCGACAAAGCAGCCGCCGGUCGUGGAGUCGUCGUCCGACGACGGCAGCAGCGGCGCGACGAGCACGGGGGAACCACGGUGCCCCGACCUAAACCUCGACCUGUCGGUGGGCCCGCCGGCGGCCGACACGCCGACCUCGCACCCGGUCUGCCUCUGCCGCCACCUCGGCUUCCGCGGCGGGGAGGCAUGCAGCUGCCGUCAGGCCGACAGCCCGGGCUCCCAGGGGGGCGGGUUCAGAUAUUUCAGGCCGUUGGAGGAAGGCCAGUACAUAUGAGACGAGACGAGACGGCUAGGCCCUAGGCUCCACAGCAAUUUGCAAGACGGUGAAUUUUUCCACCUCCACAGCACCACCGUCUCACAAAACGGUGAAAAAAACGGUGAAAGAACAUCUAAUCUGUUCAUAGUAUUUCAACCAUGAAUAUUUGUCCUCUCUGUCCCUAAUUUUGUAUCGUUGGUUGGUGCUGUGUUUGGUGGAAAAAACGAGGGGAUAAUGUGACAAAGGUUGGUGUGUGUUUUUUGCGGAAAAAAGGGAGGACCUGAUGUGAGGUAGCGGACACAUUAUUGUUUCGGGCAUCAGAUUCCGGUGUUCCUUUCCUGUGCAGUUUUGGUCAUGUGGAUGGAUGUUGCGCAAGGCAAUCAUGUGGUGUGUUUUUUGGGUAGGUA
Messenger RNA from Triticum dicoccoides, 1233 nucleotides. RefSeq names its product myb-related protein 308-like. The coding region runs from base 98 to 844 and encodes 248 amino acids. The record is from RefSeq and is a predicted model, not a curated record. NCBI's taxonomy places the organism in Eukaryota, Viridiplantae, Streptophyta, Magnoliopsida, Poales, Poaceae. The transcript has 2 exons.